Ilyonectria robusta is the source of this 483-nucleotide messenger RNA. RefSeq lists its product as uncharacterized. The record is from RefSeq and is a predicted model, not a curated record. Lineage: Eukaryota; Fungi; Ascomycota; Sordariomycetes; Hypocreales; Nectriaceae. Bases 1 to 483 code for a protein of 160 amino acids. The transcript is spliced from 2 exons.
AUGAGCCUUGAAGUGAGGCUCCAUGGCCCCAGGGCUCUAGGCGAAAUCGCGAUUCCCCUGGUGGUCGCGCGUUGCGCUAACCGCAGCACCGCGAGACGCUGGCGGCAGAUUCGCGACGCAACCCCCGGAGGGAAGAGCAAACAAGAUAGAACAAGUUUGAGGAGGAGGGGAACGGCAGCAGGCGACGCACAGUUGGAUGGCAAAUCUGCGCGGGCUGGGGCGACAUUCCUUGCACCUCAUACGGUUGGCGAGAGCGGAGAGGAGGCUUUGUCUCAUGUGUUGCAUGUCUGCGGAAGCGUGUGUGCAAGUCGCGAGCGACACUGUGCUCGAUUUGGGAACCUUCACUCUGAAAAAUUCUCGAUGUUUGCCUCUUUUGGCUUAGAGUUUGAUGAUACCAGCCAACGAGAGAGCCUGGGCCUAUUCAACACAACCCAUUCGGAGUUGACGGAGACGUCGAAUUGGGCCUGGGAUACGAAUGCUUGA